AUGAGUAGCGAGGAAGUAGUGUUACAAGGAGGAGGAGGAUUAGUUAGCGAAAACGAAUUUUCAGAUCAAGAAGAGGUUUCACAGGAGAUUUCCGAUCAGAAACCGCCAUUUGAGUUCAAAAAACGAAAACGUUUAACACGGCAGCGAUCUAUGUGUGGUACUCCCGGCGACAUGGCCUGGGAGAGAAGGAGGCGACAAAAUCAACGGAGAAGAAAUAGUAUUCACGAUUGUAACGACGAAGAUUUGCACGAGCUUAGAGGUUGUAUUGAAUUAGGGUUUGGAUUCAAUGAAGAAGAUGGACAGAAGCUUUGUAAUACGUUGCCGGCGCUUGAUCUGUAUUUUGCCGUUAAUAGAAACUUGUCUCCGAGUCCGGUAUCCUCCCCUACACCUAUACCUACGCCUCGCCGCUUUCCCCAGAGCCUCACAUCUUCGACUAUUGCGAGUCCUACCGGAAGUAUGAUUGAUUCUGAUUCUUGGAAGAUUUGUAAUCCAGGGGAUGAUCCAGCUCUUAUUAAAACCAAAUUGAGGCACUGGGCUCAAGCUGUUGCUUGUUCAGUUAUGCAAUCUCAUUGA
Lathyrus sativus (Indian pea) is the source of this 573-nucleotide messenger RNA. The record is from the annotation of a GenBank genome assembly. NCBI's taxonomy places the organism in Eukaryota, Viridiplantae, Streptophyta, Magnoliopsida, Fabales, Fabaceae.